CUAUUCAAGCUCAAUAAACUCGGCCUUCUAAAGAAAGUUAUUGAUGGUAGGACACCGGAAUACUUAAUCACAACCUUGGACUCACUUCGGUUUGAACACAAGUACUCUACCAGAACAAAAACAUUAUACCGCUUACCGAAACCCAGAACUGAAGCAAUGAGGAGAACAUUCUUUUUUUCCACUAUUAAAGAACUAAAUGCUCUUAACUUAGAACCAACGACCUCCUUUAGCUUAAUGAAGACAACACUGACUUAUAGCGUCUCCUCAAACUAUACGGUGGACAAUUUUAAAGUUAAAAAGUUAUUCUGAUUUUAAUAAAUCCUUGCUUCUUUUUAAAUAUCAUUGUAGAUUAGAUUCCUUUUUUUUACCAAUGUAUUCACUUCCGUUUUUAACAUCUCUCAAUUUUUUAGAUCUUUAGAAUUUUUAAGAACCUUUAUAAUCACUAUUUAUAAAUAGGCUUUUUAUUUUGAUUAAUGGAAUUUUAUUGUUAUCAAUUUUGUUUUUAGAGGGCCACUAGGAAGGGAGAAUACUGGAAUUCUUAAGAUCUUUUAUUAUAAUUACUAUUCGUAACUAGGCUUGUUAUCAUGAUUGUUGUAAUUUAUUAUAUCAAUUUUGUUUUUAGAGGGCCACUAGGGAGAAUACUUCAUAG
Messenger RNA from Porites evermanni, 649 nucleotides. NCBI's taxonomy places the organism in Eukaryota, Metazoa, Cnidaria, Anthozoa, Scleractinia, Poritidae. The record is from the annotation of a GenBank genome assembly.